UCGUGCUGCCGCAGUAGUUGUGGAGGAUGCGGUAUUUCGUCUAACGAUAAUAGCUUAUCCAUAUAUAUUCAUCGCUUAUUAUAUUAUAAGCACAGUAAAUAUGACUGCAUUAGGCUUGUUCUAGCGAUUAAUGUUGACUUGUCAAACAAUGGCACUGUAGCGCGAAUCGUUAGCAUUCUAAACCCAACCUCGCCUAACCCAUGCACAGAACCGCCAGCUCUUUCAUAUUUACAGACGCACCCUGAGGUUUGGUAGUGGUCAAUAUGGGACGCUCCUCCAAAGACAAGCGGGACAUCUACUACCGUCUAGCUAAGGAGGAGGGCUGGAGAGCAAGGAGUGCCUUCAAACUGCUGCAGCUGGAUGAGGAGUUUGGCCUUUUUAAAGGAGUGAAGAGAGCAGUGGACCUUUGCGCGGCACCAGGGAGCUGGAGUCAGGUCCUCAGUCGUAAACUCAGAGUAAAGAUUAGUGAUGGAGAUGGUGGGAGUGAGGAGGUGAGGAGUGAAGAAGUGAAGAUUGUGGCGGUGGAUCUCCAGGCCAUGGCUCCUCUUCCAGGAGUGACACAGAUCCAGGGAGACAUCACCAAAAUUUCAACAGCACAAGAGAUAAUAAGGCACUUUGAGGGCCAGCCAGCAGAUCUUGUUGUGUGUGAUGGAGCACCAGAUGUGACCGGGCUCCAUGAUGUGGAUGAGUACAUCCAGGCUCAGCUUCUACUGGCUGCACUGAAUAUUACCACACAUGUUCUGAAACCUGGAGGAACUUUUAUUGCCAAGAUUUUCCGGGGGAAGGACGUGACCCUCCUGUACUCUCAACUCAAGAUCUUCUUCAGUGGUGUGACCUGUGCCAAACCACGGAGCAGCAGGAACUCCAGUAUUGAAGCCUUUGUGGUGUGUCUGAAUUACUCUCCUCCAGAAGGUUAUGUUCCCAACAUGUCCAAUCCUCUUUUGGAUCACUCGUAUGAUGUCGAUUUCAACCAGUUAGAGGGACCUAAUCGAAUAAUCGUUCCUUUCCUUGCCUGUGGGGACCUAAGUGCUUUCGACUCAGACCGAACUUACCCACUAAAGCUGGAUGCCAGUAGGGAGUACCAGUAUACACCCCCCACACAGCCGCCAAUAUGUCCGCCAUACCAACAGGCCUGUCACCUUCGUAAGAAUAAUCUGUUGGCUAAAGAAGGCUCUCCUUCCCUCCCAUUGGAUCAGGCCCUGUCCUCUAUGCAGCUGUCAAGCCAGGAGCAGCAAAGUGCACCAGACACAAAACAGUCUUGAGUCAGCCUGAUAUUUCAAUUUUGUAUUGACCGGAUAUUUGGACGCGCACACAUGUUGUGAUUUCUGGAUUUCUAUGAGUAGAAUUGCUCAAAGAAAACAUCCAGUUUUAACUGAGUAUAUUAAGGACAUAUAGUUUUGAUUAAUGGCUAAAAAUGUGUCCUAUCAUAUACUGUAUUUUAUGAAUUGUUUUUAGUGAUUAUUUGCUCUCUGUUUUCUAUUAGAUAAAACAAAGUUAAAAUUAGAAUACACUCAAUGUAGUUUUUCAUUGCAUUGAAUUAAAGAGUCUUUAUGCAUGCUCAGUAAUCCAGGCAAGAAAGUUAAAGAAGGUUGAUUCAGUUCAUCUGGAUACGGUGUUUGAACGGGGAGUCAAAGAUGCCAUCCAGGGAAUGAACAUCCCUGAACCUGGGGGGGGGGGGGGGGGCAAAGCGUAUAUCUGUCGCCAUCUUACAAUGCUGUGAUUGCAAAUCACAGCUGAGUCUCAUCACCAGCCAGUCAGACUAGCCUCGUCUAGUCAGAAAGGCACGAACUGAGGAAGCCUCUUGGAUGAGAGGUGAAACGUCUUCACGGAUAUAUACCAAGUCCAGUUGCGCUUGAUUCAACUCCUUUGGAUGUGAUUGCAAACAUUUCCAAAUCCUCUGUGAUAGUACACAUGGUCAUUGUAACUCUAGUUAAUGGUCACGCCCAUAUUUGCAUAUGAAACCUAGUGUUGGUUUCAGUUGUAAUGCAGCUAAUGUUUAUAAGGGUGGGGACACCUGCAGUCAGUUGAGACUGAAGAGGUAACUUAGAUGAGUGAUGAAACGUUUCUGUCAAUAAACGAUGAACUGAUUCAA
This is a messenger RNA of Lampris incognitus (smalleye Pacific opah), 2092 nucleotides long. It is a transcript of the gene ftsj1, whose product is annotated as FtsJ RNA 2'-O-methyltransferase 1. Gene Ontology annotation, cellular component: cytoplasm. The transcript has 11 exons. The record is from RefSeq and is a predicted model, not a curated record. Gene Ontology annotation, molecular function: tRNA methyltransferase activity. Gene Ontology annotation, biological process: cytoplasmic translation; tRNA methylation. Bases 264 to 1262 code for a protein of 332 amino acids. Lineage: Eukaryota; Metazoa; Chordata; Actinopteri; Lampriformes; Lampridae.